This is a messenger RNA of Bolinopsis microptera, 1660 nucleotides long. RefSeq lists its product as uncharacterized. The coding region runs from base 77 to 1417 and encodes 446 amino acids. Gene Ontology annotation, molecular function: transcription coregulator activity. The record is from RefSeq and is a predicted model, not a curated record. Gene Ontology annotation, biological process: regulation of DNA-templated transcription. NCBI's taxonomy places the organism in Eukaryota, Metazoa, Ctenophora, Tentaculata, Lobata, Bolinopsidae. The transcript has 7 exons.
UUUGAUUAGAUUAGGCAAAUUAAGUGCCUAACAAGGCGAUUAAUUAUUCAACAAUUUAGUAGGAUCCAGUAUCAAGAUGCAGAAGAAACCAUGGGCGAAGAAAGAGAUCCGGCAGCAGAACAUCAAGAAGUUGCGGCAAGCGCUGCAGAACUGCGGCAAGGCAGAGAGUGAGAGCGUGGAGGAGUUUGAGCAGCAGAUCCUGGACAAGAGCCGGUCUAUGGAGGAGUACUUACAGAAUGUAGCCAAGGUAUUAGUGCACUGCAGUAACAGUAACAAGAUGCAGAACCGGCACAUGGCAGGGCAAGUUCCCCACAACUCCAACAUAAUGCCAGGUAUGCACGGUGCGGUACCAGGAGGACCCGGCCACCACCCCCCAUCUCAAGCUCCACAGCCUGGCAUGAUGCAGAUGCAUCCCGGACAGAUGACCCAGGGAGACCCUGGUGGCCCGGGUAUGAUGGGACCAGGGAUGGCUCCGGGUCCCGGGGGUGUGCAGAUGGGUAUGAUUCAGAGAAGACAAAUGUUCAGUAACCCUAAUGUUCACCCUGGAUCUCCUCAUGUUCAGUCUACUGGGGGACCUGUACCUGACGAGGACCAAUUGUAUGCUAUGAAGUUAGCGGAACUACAGAAGAAGUACAUAGUCCCGCUCCAAAAACUAAAAGAAAAGAAUGCCCAGAAAAAGAGCGGUGAAAUGAAAAGAAUAGACGAAGUUCUUGACGUUCUCAUGUCAUCACGGAAGAUAAAGAUGGAUAACCUAGUCAGCAUAGAGUCAGUUCUGUUCAAGCUGUUUACCAACAAGUCGUCCAGUAGUGGGGACUCUGGUUCCGUUGAAAGACCUCCAAUGUCAGCUGAUAAAGCCGCGCACUUAGCUGCUGGAGGCUCAGUUGACAAAGCAGCACAACUAGCUGGUAACGUUAGAAACACCCACUUCUGUCAGCCCCUGAUAGACGGUGUUGCUAAUCACGCCUGUAACUCUUCUUUCUUUCAUACUGUCAGACGUACAUUUGGUUUGGGACUGUACUCGUUACACGGGGAUGUUACCCAGUAUCCGCCAGCUAAGAGGCCUAAGAAGGGGGAGCCAUGCACACUUGAGAUUCUGGACAGUGAGAUAGAGCGCCUUCCUACUGUAUUCAAGGCACAAGUAAAGAACAGGUCCCGAGGGGAUCUGGAAGUUGAAGUGAAGCACAUGAAACACAGUAUAGUACCUUCUCUCUGUGUGGUAGUACCCAAGAAAUACCCUGAACAAUCGCCCUGGGUGAAAGGAACGAGAAAUAAACUAGGAUUAGCGAUUGAGAAAGAUCUGGAAAACAAUCUAAUAGCAAUGUCAAUGAACUGCACUCUGACGGAGAUCUUACUGUAUUGGGAGGUUUGUAUCAAGAAGUGUUUGAAAAACAGAAUAUCUCGUGUCAAGGGAACAUGAACAUUGGAACGGAUGAUAUAAUUAUGUUAUCACACUUGAUAAGUUUGAAUGCUAAAGGAUGACGACACAAUAUUUCAGAUGGUAUUUUGAUUAAUAUAAAAACAUUGAUUGUAUUCCAUCAUGAGAAUCGCCCAGGGUUGAAUAAUUGAUAAUCUAAUGUACCCUUAUUUGAAAUUUAAGAUUCGUUCUGCAUUGUUAUUAUUUGAUGGAUUUUGUCAACUAAAGUGUGUUUUUAUUGAGUCU